AUGGAAAUUCUAGAUCUACGACAUACAAUAAUUACAAAUGCUGAAGUAUUCCGUUUGCUACAGGAUAGACGAAAACAGCAAAAUGAACUUCCAAAAGAUCAACGACCAAAGACUAUUGGAACAGUUAUAUAUGAGACAUGCAAAUAUUUACAAGAAACACCAGCUGUUACGCAAAAAAAUGCAGAUAUUGAACAAUUUAUUCGUGCAGUAACUCCAUUCAAGCUGACGGGGGUAGAGAUCUUACAGCUCAUAAAUUUGCGGCCUAUAACAGCUAUAGAGAUCCAACUAAUAGUGGAAGAAUGUGAAGAACGAUUAAACGAAGAACAAAUCGAUUCUUUAAUAGCUAUAAUUCAAGAAAAUUUGCCGGAACCAUUAUCUGAUGUUUCUAAAGUGAAUGCUACUAAUGAAAAGGAAAGUUGA
This is a messenger RNA of Brugia malayi, 420 nucleotides long. RefSeq lists its product as uncharacterized. Gene Ontology annotation, molecular function: nucleotide binding. Gene Ontology annotation, cellular component: RNA polymerase III complex. Gene Ontology annotation, biological process: transcription initiation at RNA polymerase III promoter. The record is from RefSeq and is a predicted model, not a curated record. The coding region runs from base 1 to 420 and encodes 139 amino acids. NCBI's taxonomy places the organism in Eukaryota, Metazoa, Nematoda, Chromadorea, Rhabditida, Onchocercidae. The transcript has 5 exons.